Neoarthrinium moseri is the source of this 999-nucleotide messenger RNA. RefSeq lists its product as uncharacterized. The record is from RefSeq and is a predicted model, not a curated record. The transcript has a single exon. Bases 1 to 999 code for a protein of 332 amino acids. Lineage: Eukaryota; Fungi; Ascomycota; Sordariomycetes; Amphisphaeriales; Apiosporaceae. Gene Ontology annotation, molecular function: catalytic activity.
AUGGACGCACUACAGAAGAAAUCCAUUCAGUCUUCUCGAGGAUUCACGUACACUUACUACGUGUCGAACCCAGUGGGAGCCACACCGAACACACCACCAUUGCUUUUGCAACACGGCUUUCCAGACGACGCCCAUACGUGGCAGUAUAUCAUAGCGAAACUUCCACAGUACCGGAUCAUCGCCCCCGACUUGCUCGGAUAUGGCGGAACUUCCAAGCCAACGAACCCUUCUGCAUAUGAGUUCUCUGCGCACACCAAAGAUCUCACGGAGAUACUUGACCAGGAAGGCGUCGAGAAGGUGAUAUCUGUGGGCCACGACUGGGGUUCUACCGUUGCUCAACGCCUCUACCUUUUUCAUCCGGACCGGGUGGCCGGAGUCGUCCUCCUAAACGUGCCUUACUUGCUACCAUCACCAGAACCUUUCGAUAUAGUGGCGACCAAUGAUUAUCUCGAGAAAACCCUUGGUUUCACAUUCCUGGGAUACCAAGAGUUUCUGAUUACCGACGAGGCUCCUGGCAUCCUGAAGGCGCACGCCGAUCGGGUAUAUGAUGGAAUGCACGGUGCACCGCGCGAUUGGAUUUUGAGCAUCCUCGGACCAAGGGGCAAGUUCAAGGAGUGGUUGCUCAAUGAAAGUGGCGAUCUAACUGUGGAGCCGCGCGAAUAUGCUAAAGACCCUGAGCAUAAACGCGUCUUCGUCGAGAGGUUCCGGAGGGACGGAUUUGAAGCCCCUGUGUGCUACUACAAGGCAUCUUGCUACAACAUAUACUACGAAAAGGAGAAGUCUCUUUCUCCAGAGAGGCUUGUCAUCAAAGUCCCGCUGCUGUAUUUUGGGUGCUCCCAAGAUGGAGUGUGUCGCCCGGAGCUCAUGGCACCUGCCAAGGCGGGUGGUUUUGUCCCAGAUCUUGAGGAAAUUUUGCUUGACUGUUCGCAUUGGAGCCCCCUCGAGGCACCGGACAGCAUUGCCAGUGGUAUACAGCAGUUUCUCUCCAAGCGGUUCUAA